Molecule: messenger RNA, 7209 nt
Organism: Hydractinia symbiolongicarpus
Lineage: Eukaryota; Metazoa; Cnidaria; Hydrozoa; Anthoathecata; Hydractiniidae
Product: ankyrin repeat domain-containing protein 17-like
Exons: 28
Coding region: 148-6756 (2202 amino acids)
Biological process (GO): innate immune response
Cellular component (GO): cytoplasm
Molecular function (GO): protein binding; RNA binding
Source: RefSeq, a predicted model, not a curated record
UUCUGGAACAAAAUAAAGAAUCUUCGUACUACAAGCGAAGGGUCAACAUUUUAAAAAUUUAUGCAAUGAUAAACUAAUACAUUUAGUGGUACAAACUGCCACUAGACAUUAGAAAACAAAUAUAGUUAGCUAAUAUUAUGUUAAACCAUGGAAAUUAGAAAUAACGAACAAGAAUUGUUUAACAACACCGCUAUAAACACAACCCCAAUGGCUACUAUUGGUACACAAAUUCGUAACAUGCCAAUUCCUUCACCGCCAAGUUUAUCUAGUUCUUCGGAAGAUGACAGUGAUGAUAUGAGUGAUGAAGAUGAAGAACAUGCUGCUCUACAAAACGAUUUGACAUCCAGACUGUUGUUGGCUGAAGAUGACUUGCAUCAUGAUUUAUCAAAUUUAACUCUAGUUGGUCCAGAAACACAAGCAAGGCUAGAGGCUCUUCUUGAAGCAGCAGGUGUAGCUGCAGAUGGAAAAGCCUUCACUGAUCCUGAAGUUUUACGACGUUUAACAUCAUCUGUCAGCAGUGCAUUAGAUGAAGCUGCUGCUGCUCUUACACGGAUGAGAUCACAACCUGGAAAUGGUACUGCAAAUCAGGUCCAUGAGCAAGGUACCCGAAGUCUAGUUGAAGCGUGUAUAGAGGGAGAUAUAGCUGCAGUAAGAAAAUUGUUAGAUGAAGGUCGAAGUGUACAUGAGCCAACUGAGGAAGGAGAAAGUUUGCUGUCGUUAGCUUGUUCUGCAGGAUAUUAUGAGCUUGUACAAGUCUUGUUGGCUAUGGCUGCAAAUGUUGAAGAUCGUGGAAGCAAAGGAGAUUGCACGCCAUUAAUGGAAGCUGCCAGUGGAGGAUAUGUCGACAUUGUUCAGCUGUUACUUCAAAAUGGAGCAAAUGUGAAUGCACAAUCGUCAUCUGGUAACACAGCCCUUCAUUAUGCCUGCUGUAGUGGAUAUGAUGGUGUUGUACAUGUCCUGAUUAAACACAAUGCUGAUUUGGAGCAUCAAAAUGAAAACGGACACACCCCUUUGAUGGAGGCUGCUAGUGGUGGUCACGUGAAGGUUGCAAAACUGUUACUUGACAACAAUGCUGGUAUAAAUACACAUUCAAGUGAGUUCAAGGAAAGUGCCUUGACACUAGCUUGCUAUAAAGGUCAUGUUGAUAUGGUUUUUUUUCUACUUCAACGUGGAGCUGAUCAGGAACACAAAACAGAUGAGAUGCAUACUGCACUAAUGGAAGCAUCAAUGGAUGGACACGUUGAAGUAGCAAAACUUUUACUUGAUCAUGGGGCCCAGGUCAAUAUGCCUGCAGAUAGCUUUGAAUCACCACUAACACUUGCUGCAUGUGGGAGUCAUGUUGAACUAGCACAGCUGUUGUUAGAGCAUGGUGCUAAACUCGAGGAAGUUAAUGACGAGGGUUACACUCCAUUGAUGGAAGCUGCACGCGAAGGUUACCUACCCAUGGUUGCUUUACUUCUGGAGCAUGGUGCAAACAUCAAUGCACAAACAGAGGAGACACAAGAAACAGCGUUGACUUUGGCUUGUUGUGGUGGUUUUCAGGAAGUGGUGUCCUAUCUUCUAGAAUGUGGUGCAAACAUUGAACUAGGUGCAUCAACACCGCUAAUGGAAGCUGCUACUGAGGGGCACGUAGAACUUGUCAAGUUUUUGCUAGAAAAAGGCGCUAAUGUUAAUGCAACCACGGCUACUGGUGAUGCAGCUCUUACAUAUGCUGCUGAAAAUGGUCACACUGACCUUGUAGAGGUGCUAAUUGAGACUGGAGCAAAUAUCGAGCAUGAAUCAGAAGGAGGGAGGACACCGUUAAUGAAAGCAGCAAGAGCUGGUCAUCUAUGUACUGUUGAGUACUUGAUCAGCCAAGGUGGUAAUAUCAAUAAGAAAACAACAGGGGAUGAGCAUUCUGUUUUGUCGCUCGCAUGUGCAGGUGGUCAUGCUGCAGUAGUGGAAUUGCUACUUACACGUGGAGGAAAUCCGACACUACAGCUUAAAGAUAACUCAAGUAUGCUCAUUGAAGCUGCCAAAGGAGGUCAUGCUAAUGUCGCCUGCCUGCUUAUCGAUGCACAGAUACACCAUCAAAGUUACCUACCACCCGACAGUCCAAUUCAUGCUGGUUUUCCAUCGCCUGUAACAUCAACUGGGACAGCCAGUCAUUCGUCGUAUCAUAUGUGCCAACACAUGCAACCAACCGAACACCUACACCACAUACAACCUCAACACGACUGUCAGUUUCAAUGCCCUCACGUGCAAAUGCAACCUGCGAUACAACAGCUACCUCAACAAAUUUGCUUAAGUCAUAAUUGUACUUUUACACCUCCUGUCAUUCAACCCUCGGCCCUACCUCCGGAUGAUUAUCAAAAUAUACAGAGCUCAAUGUUUGACGAAGACAACUUUAAGCACGAUAUAGAUGUCGACACCUCUCCGACAGACCUCUACGUCCAAAAUCUUCCCGUCUCAUUGGCUACGCAGUUAUCUCUGGCCAAUCUUACGCCGGCCGAUUUGCAGUCUCUGGCUCAAGCAUUGUCUUUUUCGUCGUCCGUAAACACAGCGAUCCAGCAUGAACAAUUUGCAACUUCCCAGGCUGGUGUGACUGAAGACCUUGGUAUAGGUGCAAAUAUCACUUUUCCCGUGGUCGAUCCUCAAGUGGAGAGUUUUACAACUCAGUCUGAGGUUUGUACUCCUUCGCCCUCUGACACUACAACGGCGCUAGUCACAAGUGCAGGAAGAACAAUCACGUCAACCGGAGUACAGACUGAUGCUAUUUCCAUGAUUCAGAAGCUGACGAAUAGCGUACAUCAAUUAAACGCGCUUCAAAAUUUUGCAGCUGCACACAAUCUCGAACUUGUUAACCUAGGUGAGAUAACGUUACCACCUGCGCCAUUUUCUUUGGAUAGUGAACCGGAAGACGGAAUUAUGGUUGCCGAGUCAGCCCAAACGUUAGAAGAUUCCAUGGCUGGUAUUACACGAGAAGAACCAAUUGGCGAAUGUAGUCCGCCUCCGCUAAUGGAAGCAACCCUUUCUGCUCCCUCCCAGUCUCCUGUAUCCACACCUUUACCAGCUGUCGUUGAUAUCGAUCAAGCCACAGAAAGUAACCACGACACUGCUCUCACAAUUGCUUGCGCUGGUGGUCACGAUGACUUAGUAAAACUCCUGCUGGCCAGGGGAUCAAACAUUGAACAUCGUGACAAAAAAGGUUGCACGCCACUUAUCUUAGCAGCUACGGCUGGUCACACGAGUACCUGCCACAUUCUUCUUGAUUAUGGCGCAGAUAUCGAAGCUCAGUCCGAUCGAACUAAAGACACAGCUCUUUCUUUGGCGUGCUCCAGUGGACGUCAAGAAGUUGUUGAGUUGCUUUUGAUGUCGAACGCAAAUUACGAACAUCGCAACGUUUCCGACUACACUCCUCUAAGCCUGGCGGCUUCCGGAGGCUAUGUUGGAAUCAUCAAAGUUCUGUUAAAUCACGGUGCUGAAAUAAAUUCAAGGACGGGUAGCAAGCUUGGUAUAUCUCCACUCAUGUUGGCGGCUAUGAACGGUCACGUAGCAGCCGUAAAGUUAUUACUCGACAGAGGUAGUGAUGUCAACGCGCAAAUUGAAACAAACAGGAAUACGGCUCUCACUUUAGCUUGCUUUCAAGGUCGUACAGAAGUGGUUGGUUUACUUCUCGAUAGAUGUGCAAAUGUAGAACAUAGAGCAAAGACUGGGUUGACUCCUCUCAUGGAAGCUGCAUCUGGUGGAUAUGUCGAAGUCGGUCGUGUACUGAUAGAUCGUGGUGCUGACGUCGUUGCUCAGCCUGUUCCCUCUUCAAGAGACACAGCAUUGACCAUUGCUGCAGAUAAAGGGCACUACAAAUUUGUCGAGCUACUCGUGUUGGUUGGAGCUACUAUUGAUGUCAGGAACAAGAAGGGUUGCACACCGCUUUGGCUGGCCUGUAACGGGGGACACUUGGAUGUAUGUCAGCUUUUAGCAAGAGAUUAUGCAGACGUGAACGCAACAGAUAAUCGAGGCGUAUCAUGUUUAAUGGCUGCUUUCCGAAAGGGAAAUGUAAAAGUUGUCAAGUGGCUGGUAAAGCAUGUAUCCCAGUUCCCACCCGACUCGGAUUGUAAGCGGUUUAUGCAGACUGUAUCAGACAAGGACCUGUUAAAGAAACUGGAGGAGUGUAUGCAUAUUAUUAUCGCUGCUAAAAAGCGACAAGAAGCAGAAGCUAACAAGAACGCGUCUAUUUUACUCGAAGAACUGGACUACGAAAAGAAAAAAGAAGAAAAACGCAAAGCUGCUGCACAGAAGAAACGCGAUAAAAAGAAACAAAAAAAGAAGAAGAAAACAAAUGGGAAGCAAUGCAUCGGCGAAAUGGACCACGAAGAAGCAGACGAAAAAGAAGAAGAUGAAGACGAAGCCGCAUUUAACCGUGUAAACUUCUCCUUUGGUGAUGAAGCAGCUCCCAUUAUUAUGAACGAUGAGCGACCCGAUCUUUCAACGGCUGAAUUAAAAUUAAAAUCCCAGAAACAGUUGAAGAAAAAAGAAAAGAAAAGUCGCUUAAAGAGUCGGAAUGCAAGUUUGGAGAAGAACAGUCAAGAAGAGGAAAAGAAGGAACGACAUCUUAAUCACACUAUGGAUAGCUUAACUAAUAUCGUCAUUACAACUGCAGCUCAAGUGGUUUCAUCAAUCAGUCCCUUAGAUACUGUAAGUGCUUCCACGGCUGCUGAAAUUACAAAAGCUGUAGCCUCAUCUAUUAUGACAAAUGCAAAAAAAACGAACAUGAAUUUAAAAAUAGACGCUGAAGUAGCUGCUACUAUGGUAACAGCAGUCGCACAGUGCGCUGUGGUUUCCUUGACAACGAGUAGUGUUAUUCAAAACAACGUCGUCAACCAUUUGAUGAGUCCUAAGAAAAGCCGACGCGCCGAAGAUGGAUGGAAGGAAGUGACUAGAAAUGCGCCUCAGUCAAGAGUAAAGAAGAUAUUGAUACCAGCAUCGUUAAUCAGUCGAGUCAUUGGUCGUGGAGGAUGCAACGUGAAUGCUAUUCGGGAACACACAUCUGCUCAUAUUGACAUCGAUACAAACCGUAAAAAAGCAAAUGGCGACUGCAUGGUUACGAUUAAAGGUUCACAGCAUGCAACUCGCCAGGCUGCCCAACUAGUCCAAUCACUUAUCGACAAUCCAGAAAGAGACGUGACUGAAAUACUACCGCCGAAUGUCAAUGGGCGGCCAUCGGUGAAACUUGAAGUACCAAACCCGAUUGGCAAUUCUCCAGCAGGUCUUUCGAAGUCAUUAAACAAUCCUAAACAACAGUCGCGAACCUCCCUGGCCCAAAGACAAAUGUCCGCUCCUGCUGCUGUAUCUCAACACCAAGAAACUGAUCAUGAUUUUGUGACAUGCAAGAUAGAAUCCAGCAGUUCGGUGCAUGCAGAAGCAAUCUCUACAAGCAACAACCUUAACAACGUGGCUAAUGGUCAGUCUAAAUCGACUUCCGGCUGGAAUGUGAAAAGUAAAUCGCAAUCUUUGACUGAGUCACCAUUAAAUAGAAUGACUCCUGACAAUCUCACACAUGUCUCGGCUACCGUUAUAUCUACCGUGACGACCUCAGUUUCUCGAAUAUCUGGACCAAAAUCACCCGCAGCAAGAAAACUGUUUGUUGCAAAUGCUAGCGGUAGCACCACUCCAUCGAAGUCACUCCCAAUGCCGAUAGGUAGCAAUCGUCCUGCUCGCUACUUAAACCAACAAAACACCGUGUCUUCGACUAAUGUUUCCGAAUCUAUAACAGCUUCUCUGCAUACGACUUUGACAAAUCUUCUGUCACAAGUUGCUACUCAACGAAGUCCGAUGAUAUGGAACGAUCGGAAUGGUGCGAAGGAUACUACAUCAGUAGCUGGCGAUGUGGUGGUUACAACACUAGCCACUUCACCUUCAAACGUGUCGUCAGGCAUUCCACCAGACCGCCACAUGCCGCGCACUAUGUCACAAAACUCUUCGCAAGAUUCUUCAUUCAAAGGCCACUCGCGAACUCCUUCAUUAUCACCAACAUCUAACCACUCGGUUUCGCCUACUCCAGAAGAAAGACCGCAUCUGAAUCCUAUAGGCAGCGAAAGGGGGCUGAAAAGACCGAUGCCGACACGAACAUCUAAUCUACCCGGUCUGACGCCAUUACUUCAAGGUUCAGAACGUUCUGCACAAAAUCUGUGGCAUUUCGAUUACAACAUUCAAAAAUCAGCCACUUGGAUAUCGUCAGACCAUUCAGCGUUGGGUUGGGUAAAUGAACAGCCGAACGAUGUACAACAACAUCCAAAUCGAAUUAACGGAGAUAUAGAUAACGACCAAUUCGGCGUUGGUCCAGAUGAAACAUUGAAAAGUCUACUCGAGAGGCUGUCACUUUCAAAUCAUUUGAAUUUGUUUCAGAAAAAUGAAAUCGAUCUGGACGCUUUGAUGUUGAUGACAGAACAAGACUACGCUGACAUCGGACUACCGAAGGAACCGCGCGUGAAACUUCUUAAUAGCAUGAAUCGCCUUCGCCCCGAAAAAAACGGUCUUGCUCCUCAAGAUCUGAAUGAACAUUACAGAAAUCACCAGCCUCAUUUGUUAAAACAUCCCCCAGCCCCACAUAUGUGGAAUUCUGCGCCACCGCCGCCGUCAAUGGAUCCAAAUUUAAACAGAAACAUAUCGCAACAGGACACGCGUCUUCCUCCCGGACUACAUGGUGGUAUACCGUUUCAUCAAGCACCUCAACUUGUGAACUCCUGGCAACCUUGGAGUAACACGGUGGACCAGUGACUGGGUCGAAUUUUUACGAAAUAAAACCAACUACUGAAGGAAAAGGAAAUCUCUGUUUAGUAAACGCAUUUAAAUUAUUCGUUGGUGAUCAUGAUGCAGUGCUUGUGUAAUUCUAUGUUUUUCAAUUCUGUUAUAACGUCAUCGUGUUAUAUUUACUGGUUAUCGGGGUAUUCUUUAACAUCUUUUUACUGAUUUAGCUACUUUUUUUGAAUUAUUCAGCUGCGUAAACUCGAAAUAAUCGACUUUCUUUUUUAUAUUCAUGUUACAUUUUGUGAUGUUUUUUUAUAUUCCUGGGCCUCUCGUGGACUCAUUUAUUCGUAUCUUCGAGUUUUUAGUGUUUUAGCGGGUGAGAAAUGCACAAUGUCUACAGAUCGUUCGAUUGUUAUAUUUCGUGAUAUUGCUAUAUAUAUAUAUAAAAGUUGAUCUUUAAGAUUAAUAGAGAAACAAAUAAUA